UCGUAAAGAAACAAGAUGGCGGUGGCAAUGGUAAGAUGUGUUAUCCAAGGUUUGCGGAGAAAACAGGUUUUAACAGCAAGAAUUUGUACAAGUUUAACAGCUCAACCAGUAUGUUUAUUUUCAAGUGAAUCAGGUAGUGGAGAGCCAAAGCUUUGUCAAGGUAUAAAUUACUUAAAGGAUGGAUCUGACCCACCUCUGUUACCAGACAAUGAAUAUCCUGACUGGCUAUGGGAAGUUCUUCAACCAAAACAACCAGUGGACGAAGAGCCAGAUGACUUAAACAACAAAACUUAUUGGAGAAGAUUAAGAAAGAUAAAACUAAGACAGGCAAAUGCUGCCAGGAAGAAAAGGAAGUGAACCUAAUUUUGUGAU
Molecule: messenger RNA, 372 nt
Organism: Pocillopora verrucosa
Lineage: Eukaryota; Metazoa; Cnidaria; Anthozoa; Scleractinia; Pocilloporidae
Product: large ribosomal subunit protein mL54-like
Cellular component (GO): mitochondrial large ribosomal subunit
Molecular function (GO): structural constituent of ribosome
Source: RefSeq, a predicted model, not a curated record